Messenger RNA from Xyrichtys novacula (pearly razorfish), 34462 nucleotides. The record is from the annotation of a GenBank genome assembly. Lineage: Eukaryota; Metazoa; Chordata; Actinopteri; Labriformes; Labridae.
AUCUGAACACCAGAGUGUGUAUCAAAGAAACACUCCCGGAGUGAGGGUUGGCUGGGGCAGCUGGUAGCUAACAGUUUAGCUGUUAUGAUGGUGUAAUAUUAACUGUAGGAAGUCUGCAGUCAGUCUGUAGGGAGUCUACAGUCAGUCUGCGUCUGCGGAGUGACCGUCUGAGGGACCGUGUCUGUGGUCCUCGCUCAGAUCAUCUCCAGGAGCCUAAGGUGACUUUGGAUGUUGACGUUCAGUCUGGAAGCUUGCUGCAGCUGUCAGAUAAAACAUGUCAAAGUUCCUCAGAUCAUUAUUGUUGUUGACUGUUGACCGCAGUCUCCUCUGAUUCUGGUCUGCUCGGGUUUCUUUAAACUGAUCUGAGAUCUGGAGCCAGCAUAGAAAAUCUGAUAUAAAUGAGCUUUCGUGUUGUAUUUGAGACGCCUCAGAGCUGAGAGUGGAGUAGUCUGUUAUUCUACUUUCUCUACAUCCAUUAUUAUUCGUAUUGUUACUACUGUUGUUGUUGUUAUUGUUUUACUAAACUGCUCCAUGAAAAGUUGCUGUUGAGAAGACAGUGGGAACUGCUGUGUGUGCUUCAGUAUGAACAGGUUGGCUGGAGCUGGCUGAAGGCAAACACCCUCUCCAUUAACAACUGAGGGGGCAGAAAUAUUUGAAACACCUUUAACAAACAGUGGAUAUAAAAAGUCUACACACCCCUGUUUAACUGCUAGGUUUUAGUAAUGUAAGAAAAUGACAGCAAGAUCAAUAUUUUCACAACUUUUUCCACCUUUAAUGUGACCUAUAACCUGAACAAUGCAAUUGAAAAACAAACUGAAACCUUUGAGGGGAAAAAUAAAAACUACAAAAGUUAAAAUAGCCUGGCUGCAUAAAUAUGCACACCCUUAAACUAAUACUUUGUUGCAGCACCUUUGGCUUUUAUUACAGCACUCAGUCUUUUUGGGUAGGAGUCUAUCAGCGUGGCACAUCUUGAUGUGGAAAUAUUUGCCCACUCUUCUUUGCAAAACCGCUCCAAAUCUGACAGAUUGUGAGGGCAUCUCCUGUGCACAGCCCUCUUCAGAUCACCCCACAAAUGUUCAAUGGGAUUCAGGUCUGGACUCUGGCUGGGCCAUUCCAAAGUCUCAAUCUUAUUCUGAUGAAGCCAUUCUUUUGUUGAUUUAGAUGUGUGCUUUGGGUCGUUGUCGUGCUGAAAGAUGAAGUUCCUCUUCAUCUUCAGCUUUCUAGCAGAAGGCUGAAGGUUUUGUGCCAACACUGACUGGUAUUUGGAACUGUUCAUAAUUCCCUCCACCCUGACUAAGGCACCAGUUCCAGCUGAAGAAAAACAGCCCCAAAGCAUGAUGCUGCCACCACCAUGCUUCACUGUGGGUAUGGUGUUCUUUUGGUGAUGAGCAGUGUUGAUUUUGCGCCAAAUAAACCUUUUACAAUGAUGCCCAAAAAGUUCAUCUUUGGUUUCAUCAGACCAUGACACAUUUUCCCACAUGCGUUUGGGAGAUUUCAGAUGUCUUUUUGCAAAAGUAAGCCUUUGAUGUUUUUCUUUGUGAGAUAAGGCUUCCGUCUUGCCACCCUACCCCAUAGCCCAGACAUAUGAAGACAGCGGGAGAUUGUUGUCUCAUGUACUACACAGCCAGUACUUGCCAGAAAUUCCUGCAGCUCCUUCAGUGUUGCUGUCGGCCUCUUGGUAGCCUCCCUGACCAGUUUUCUUCUUGUCUUAUCAUCAGUUUUGGACGGACGUCCUGUUCUUGGUAAUGUCACCAUUGUGCCAUAUUUUCUCCACUUGAUGAUGACGGUCUUUACUGUGUUUCAUGGUAUAUCUAAUUCCUUGGAAAUUCUUUUGUAGCCUCACCUGACUGAUAUCUUUGAAUAAUGAGAUCCCUCUGAUGCUUUGGAAGCUCUCUGUGGACCAUGGCUUGUGCUGGAAGAUGUGUCUACAAAAAUGUCAGGAAAAGCAACUAGAACAGCUGAACUUAAUUUGGGGUUAAUCAGAGGCACUUUAAUUGGUGACAGGUGUGUGCUGACUCCAAUUUAACCUGAGUUUGAAUGUUAUUGGUUAAAUCUGAACACAGCCACAUCCCCAGUUAUUAAAGGGUGUACAGGUUAUAGGUCACAUUAAAGGUGGAAGAAGUUGUGAAAUUAUUUAUCUUGAUUUAGUUUUUUACAUAACAAAAACCUGGCAGUUAAACAGGGGUGUGUAGACUUUUUAUAUCCACUGUAUCUUGAUUUUCUCCAAACUGAACAUGUGUCUUUUCUCUUUAGUUUGAAUGGAUGUAGCAGUAGAUGCUCUUCAUCGAUGUGAUUCUUCCUCAUGAAGCUGUGUGACUGAUCCCGUCAUCAGCUGGUUGAACCAUCACCUCUGUGCCUGACGGCAGGGCAAGAUGUCACACAGUGGAAAUCAGUCCUGUCUGACCGGAGCAGAGGACACCCUGUCCUUCUUGGUAUGCACUCUAUCUGUUGACUUAAUAAAUGUGUCGACUGAUCCUUCCUCGUCAGUAUAAAGAUAACUUCUAUAGUUUUGCAGUGCUGUUUACCUCAGGGAUUGGUAGAUUUUUUUUUACACUUAAAAAAAUCAGUAUUAAGUGAAGUAUUAAGCUUUUCUGGUACAAGCUUGAUCCAUGAUUAAUAUGUGAAAUAUUACUGAGAUGAUCAUUCCGUCUCCCUGUCGGCGUGAGGAGCAGUAACCUACACUGUAGAUAUCUACAGCAGUGGCGGCUGCUGGUCUUUCAAGGAGGGGAAGCUCAUUUUUCUGGCCUACAUCAUAAUUGUGUUUGUUUAUUUGUUUGUAACAGAACAGAGUCGCCAAACACAACGGCAGUUGUUUUUAACAAAGACAAAAGUUGCUGAGGAUCGCUAAAGUCUCCGGAGCAGUUAAGAACAACGGAAUGAAUAACUUGAAAAAUGCUCUGGUAGAUGUUUUAGUCUUCAAGAUCGCUGAUUCGCUUGUUUAGCUGUCAAUCAAAAAAGGAUUUCGCCUCAGACAGCUCAUCCAAUCAUAGAUGCAGAAGCUCAGCGUCCUCAAGAAAGUUGGGACCGCCCUCUUGUCACAGAACUCCAGAGACACUGAGCGUCCGAUGGGCGGGACAAAGCCCAGCAUUUAUCCAAUGAGCGUCUAGUUUCGCUGCUGGAACAACCUACUUUGAGCUUCCACAUUGAAGUCAGCAGACGCUGAGCAUCUGGCUGUGUGAAGCGCUGAGGCGCUGCGAGGAUGAAUGAGAACGUUAUGCCGGUUACCUGUGAUUAUCAGCCUCUUAUCACAGUGUGAUACGAAGCUGAUUCUGAACAAAAGAUGAAGGCUUUCUAGCGCGUAUUUAGUUAAUGAAAUGUACACACAGUAGCACGUAUUUCACUACUUUUUCUUUUUUUGGGGGGGGUGACAUCUUAAGGGAAGCUGAGCUUCCCUUGCAGUCUUAGAGCAAUCGCCACUGAUCUACAGUGUAUUAUAUAUUUUUUUAUAACUGCAUAAAAAAUGUUUCAAAUCGGCCGAUUUAUCGGUAAUCUGAUGUUUUUUCCCCCUUAUAAUGCGUAUCGGCCCCAAAAAAUCCAUAUCGGUCGGUCCCUAGUGUGGACCAUUAAAUCACAGAUUUAUUAUCUGAGCGAACAAUGUUGGGCGAUUCACCAGACAGUUGUUUACAUUUCUGUCCAGAUCAGACUGCAGAAUCUUGUUAUUUGCCUGUCUUUGGUCCACAGGUGUGUGUGUUUCAUGUGCUGGAGGACUGGGCAGGCCUGGGUCAGAUAGAGGACUACCUGAGUUUUUUGGAGUACCUUCUGUGGGUCUUCACCCCUUUGGCCAUCGUCUUCAUCCUGCCCUUCCUCAUUGUUAUCCUACUGUACCUCUCCAUACUCUUCCUCCAUGUAUAUAAGGUAAAGCAUCUGCACUGCAAGAUUACUGAACCACAUAUCGCAUUGUUUAUCAGAUUUUACAAACACUUAGUGAUAACAGGAACCAGACUAAGGUUUACUGGUCAUGGCAUCCUGGUCAUUUUCUGUAUCCUUUGCUUGUGUCUUCAUCAGUCUCUCUGAACGAGGGAGACAUUGGCUGCGUUCCACAAUGACACAUAUCAGUUGAGUGACAGUGGAUUUUUUAUUAGAGCAACACCAAACUCCUCUAUCAUGUUUUACAAAUGAGUAAACAUUUUAUCAGAGCUUCCCUUAAGCACAGGCUACUGCAGUUAAUUUCCAGCAAACCACUUAUUACUGACUGUUUUGUGGUUCAUACAAUUGUUGCUUCAUUGUGUUUUUGAUGCUAGAGAAAAAACCCCAAGUGUGGAUAGUGUUUGACUGUAAGAAAGAAAGAAAAAUAAAUAGUUAGAGAAGAAAGUGGGAUUUUUCUCUGUCUGUCUCUGUAAAUCUGUCUGAAAGGAUAAUAAACUGGAUAGGAUUUUGUCGACAACUGACAGAUCUGUAAUGUUUACCUAUCAUAAGUGGUUCUCAAUCCAGUCCUGGAGGCCCACUGUCCUGCAUGUUUUGGAUGUUUCCCUGCUCCAACACACCUGAUUCAAAUGAUCAGCUCGUUAUUAAGCCACUACAGAGCUUGAUAACGAGCUGAUCAUUUGAAUCAGGUGUGUUGGAGCAGGGAAACAUCCAAAACAUGCAGGACAGUGGGCCUCCAGGACUGGACUUAAGAACCACUGCUCUAAAGUAAUACCUACAUGUCCAGAAGAGAAAUCCAUAACAUAGUGAAUCGAUUAUAAAUAAAUUAGUAUUUUGAAAUAUUUUGUAGGAGAUAAGUUUACAUUGUAAGUUAAAAACAGACAUAUUUAAUUAACAAAUCUCCAUAUCUAGUAAAAAAGGGCACAUCUAUCAUCAAAAUAUACAUCCAAUAACAAUGAUCCAAAGUUCAUUUUGUGCAUUUUGAACUAAACACACUUACAAUGACAGUGAAUGACAACAACAGAAAAAGUCAUCCAGAUACCGGGGACUUACAAAUGUUUGCCUCAUGAAGGUCUAGUACCGAAACGUUGCAAAUAAAGGAUUGUGUGCGGGAAUCCCUUUGCUACAUUUACCACAAUAAAUAAAUUUUAAAAAUGAAUCAUUUGAAUAAAAUCAAACAGAUGUAAAUUAAAGAUAAACUAUGCCAUGAUUCAUUUUUUGAGUGUGGCAGCCUCUGCCAUCAGUGUCUGAACUGUUGAACGAGUAAUCAUGACAUGGAGAGCAAAUGGGUUUUGUGUUGUCUGAGGAAUCCAACAAGAGUGCAAGAACUAAAGUUUAGAGUUGACAAGAGUUAUAGAAAAAAAAAGCUUUUCCUUCCUUGUAUCAUGUUAAACCUUAUCUGUUUUUUUUUAACAGAGGAAGAAUCAGCUGAGGGAAGCUUACAGCAACAACUUGUGGGAUGGUGCCAGGAAGACCCUGGCUACUCUGUGGGAUGGACAUGGAGCUAUCUGGCAUGGUAACACACUGUGGGCUUUAUUGGUUAGAGACUUUACAGUUUUAUAUUUUUUUUACAUGUGGUGUAUUCAGAAGGCUUAUAAAAAACUGCCUUUACUGAAACUGAAUUUAGAAAAGGAAAAGUUGGAUUCUUGGUGGAAGCUGCAUGUUUUUGGUGUCAGUUUUAAUAUCGAACUUUAUGCUUACAGGAAAGGAAAUGGAAAGACUUGCUGUACUGCUUUUACAUAUAAUUUUAAAGCUUAGUACUGACCCAAAGACUGUUAGAGACAGCUGUAUUUUGGAGCCUUUACAUCACCUGUUGGGCUGUAUACUGUAGUUUUAUGACCUGUCCGCUUUACUCGGUGCAGUGUUGGUUUAGACUCGACUGUGACUUUAAGAGAGAAUUAAGCGUGAGGGAAGUGAAGAGGUGGCAUACUGGUGGUUAGUGCUGGUUACUGUACUUUGUAGCUUUCUUUUUUGCCUCAUAUCUCCACCUCGUCCACACCAACCUCUUAAAUAACAUUUUAAGGUGUAUACAAAAUUUACAUAAAAAUACAUGGCACUUUUUUCUAGAUAACCAUAAAAAAGCUCUUAGACAUUGUUUUUUGUUCCUUGUUACAUAAACUGUAUACAUUUUUCAAAGGGAUAUAGUUCUGAAACAAGUUUGUUUGAAUGUAAGAGAAAAAGAUGACAAAAGGAAAAAAAAAUAAACACAUUUAUAAAAUAGCAUGUAUGUCCCCGUCCCUAGGCUAUGAGAUUCAUGGAAUGGAGAAGAUCCCAGACAAAGGACCAGCACUGAUCGUGUACUACCAUGGAGCCAUUCCUAUAGACUACUAUUACUUCCUGGCUAAUGUGAUCAUCCAAAAGGGACGGACCUGCCACUCCAUAGCUGACCACUUUCUCUUCAAGAUCCCAGGUACUGUCACACUCAUGCAAACUAAACCGAAAACAUAUCAAAUCUAAACAAAUGAGAAUGCAGGGUUCAUUUUGUCCACAGACGACCUUUUGUUUUUCUUUUGUUUUCAUGUUUCUGUUCAUUAAUCUCAGGCAAAGUUAAGACCAAACGGACCACAGUUUACAGUCCAGGAUAUGUGCCAUGUUUCUUAUAGGUUAGGGUUUGGGUGAUAUAUCUUUCAUUGCAGUGAAUCUCUGAAAUGCAACAAUAAAUCACCAUUAUUGUACAGUGGCCGGGAAGUGUUAGGCGAUUUGCAUAUUUAAAACCCUUUGCAAAAGAAAAAGAACACAAAUGCAAACAGCUACGGUGCGAAUGCAAAAGGCCACAACACAUUGCACAGAGCUACAAAACAACGCAAAUUACAGCAGAAUCAGAAAUCAUUUGAAUAAAAAAAAAACUAAUGUUCUGUAUUUAUAGCAUAUGUUUUGGCGUUGAAAAUAAUGUAAAACACAUGAAAAUCAGCUAAGAAAUUAGCAAGAUGUGAUUUAUUUUUCAUGUACAUCUAAAGCCCUUAAUGGGACUAUUGCAGUCUCACCCCCUUUUCGCUGACUACAAAGAAAACAUUCAGCCUCCAAAGCACAGAGAUAAGAUGUUUGUCAAGUUCUUCCUUGUGUUCAAAAAGUGAUCAGACCAUCCGUAACUUCAUCAAACUUAAUUUUUAAAGUUAACUGUGAAAGAAGUCCCAAUGAGGAGGAGAAAUAAAGAGUCCAGAUCUAACAGAGGUGAGUCAGCAAACUGAGUACUUGAGGAACUAUGACUAAAAUCUUGACUAAGGAUCAGUACUGAGAAAACUCACCCACCCUCUGUAUCCAGCAGCCCUGAAGUGAUCAUCCUGUGUUCUCCUAAUCUUCUGUGCGAGUUUCCAAUUAAAAAGGUUUUUGUUUUCCUGCUGUGAGCCAUAUUCUUCAGACUUCAAAGAUGUGAAAAGUAGGGCAUUGUCAGGGGACUGGGAGAUAGGGGAUAAAUUUGUCUCAUUUGUUUGAAUAUUGCAACUUGGUUGCAUAUUCAUCUUGUGAUUGAUAUUGUUCAUACUUUACUGCUUUAAGCUUCUCAUUACUGAAUAACAGCUCUCUAACUUUGGUUAGAGUAAGAGCAUUUUGGCACUUCUUUUAAUGUGGUCCAAAAGAAGUCAUGUCUAUUUGUCUAGACUCAAGAGUGUCACUGUAAAUAUUUCCAAAACAUUAAUGACUGUUAUAUUGGGGAAAAAGCUGAACAACGUAUCCUUUCAGUCAGACCACUUAAAAUGCCUGUAAAAAAAAGUAGGGCAGGCAAAAACCAACCAAGGUUUCACGUCCCAUUCACACCACAUUCAUACACUGCUGGCACAGGUGGAGUUGUAAAGUUGCAAACACAGCUACCAGAGGCUUUUGGGUUAAAAGGUCUUACACAAGGAGUCUUUAGCAGAGGGAUAGUGGGAGCUGUUACCAACCCCACGACUCUCCGAUUGAGAAAUAACUGCCUCUACCACUGAGCCACAGUGGACCCCAGGUCGAUACAGAGUCCCUGAGCAGGUUCAAAUUAGACCUGGUUAGUAUGGCAAAAAAGUUAUAACACAAUUUAUAUUUUUUUUAUGGCAGAAUCAUGAUCACAAAAUUAUCUCAGUUUUUCAUAUUUUCAGGACUAUUUUAUAAAUAACUGACUGGUAUAACCAUUCCUAAAUUCCUUAGUUGAAAGAAAAAGAAUUACAGACCAUUUCAGACAAAGUACCUUUUUAAAAUUUUAUUUCUUAUUUUUUACCAACAUUCUUUUAAAGCAGUGGCUCUAAAGUCCAGUCCUCGAGGCCCACUGUCCUGCAUGUUUUGGAUGUUUCCCUGCUCCAACACACCUGAUUCAAAUGAUCAGCUCGUUAUCAAGCCAUUAUAACGAGCUGAUCAUUUGAAUCAGGUGUGUUGGAGCAGGGAAACAUCCAAAACAUUCAGGACAGUGGGCCUCGAGGACUGGACUUGAGAACCACUGCUUUAAAGAGAUACAAAGAAAAUCUAAGAUACUGCAAAGUACUAUUGUUUACAUGUCUCCAAGCUCUUCCAUCACAUAUGACAAGUCUGUUCUUAUUACAUAGCAAUAGCAUUACAUAGCAACAUCUGGUGAAAAUUAUGUUGUCGACGCCUUAACAUAUAUGUAAUUAUCUCUAAAGGGAGGGUUGUAGAUAACUCGCUUGGACUUCUGGUAUUUUACUAUGAGACGGCUGUUACUCUCUUAAUUAUUCACACACUUAUUUCUACAAAGAUUUUUUCUGUUUCUUAAUAUUCAAAUUAUCUGGUUGUAGACCCAAAAAAACAACUGUGGGACUAAGGGUAUUUGAAUUUGUAGAAUUUCUGUAUUACUGUACAUUGCCAAAUACAAUAAAAAAACAUACACUUUUCCUUUUCACAUUUAAUACAGUUGUUGUCCGUUAGUUGUGCUAAGAAAACCUGGACUACUGAGAGCAGGCCUGGUUUAACAGUCUGACUGCAGCAGGAAGGGAGGACUUGUGGUAUCUCUCUGUCACACACCGUGUAUGAAGAGCCUGUCACUGAAGGAGCUGCCCAGUGCUGUUACAGUGCUCUGUAGGGGGUUGGGGGAACAGUCCGUGAGAGAUGAUAGCUUAACUAUCACCCUCCUGACCCCAAACUCCUCUAUAGGGUCCAGAGGACAGCCCAGGACAGAGCUUAGCACAAAACUUAGAGAACUCACCAGAAAACUUGUAAAUUCAGCACUGUUAUACUCAGUGUGUGCAGCUUUAUCAUGAAGUCCAUUUACUCAGUGUUGUGUAUGUGCAUUUUCUCCAGGCCUUGGUCCCCCUUAGAGUGCUGGGUCUGUGCAUUUACAAUGGCAUCAGCAUUGGCAGAGCACAGAAUUCCAUCAGACAGAAUGUGCCAACACCACAAUCUCCCUGGACUGGCGCUACAUGGUUUUUGAGAAGUGGGAGGGGAGUUUGCCAGUGUAGGCGACCCUGGAACAGUAAAUGAAAAUCAAUGAGGACAGAUGGCUUCAAGCUAAAAUAAUGUUCCUCCAGACCAUUUCAUUAAGCAGUGCCGAUGUGGCCGCUUGGAAAGGCAAAUGCAAAGCUUACUCUGAAUUGGAGGUUCAGCAAUUGUUGGAGCUGAUCUUGUUUCUCUAAAUCUCCUGUGAAAGCUGCUGUGGCUAAAUUUAGAGACGGUUAAGCCUUUUUUUUCCUGCUUCCAGUAGAUGUGGGUAUAGAAAAUAUUUGUGGCUAAGCAAGGUCCUAAGAUAAAGCUCUUAUUGGUUCGUGAUAAGGCAGUGAGAAAGGAUCAUAGAAGGUGACAGUUGAUGGCUGAAUUUUGUCACCAAGAGGACAGGGUAGUCCUGUUGAAAGAGUGUGCUGCCUCUUUACAAGUGAUCAGCAACAUAUGCUACAGCAGUGUUUGUGAGCUAUAAUGAGUGGUGAAGGCGUAGUUACUGUAUGUAAACUAGAAUCCUGACAGGAUGAGAUACAACCCCCGAGUCAGUGUGAACUGAUUAUUCUGCUUCAGUGUCAAAAGUAAGAUGUGCUUUUUUCCUGCUAACUAAUAUUUGAUUUGGUGUGUCGUCUUUGGCAUUAGCUUUGCUGUUAAGGAUGGGCUACCACUGUCAAGGGAGUUUGACCAAUCAGAGGUACAUAUACAACACAGUUGGGGUGGGGUGGGGGGAUAAGUAAGAGCUGGGUAUCACUAAUCUAUGUCCUCAAAUUUCCUUUACCCUAAUAGUGUGUUAUUAUAUGAAGUGUGAUAUUUAUCAAAAAGCACUCUGUUCUCUGACACGUAAACAAUCAGCUUGUCGGCCAUGUUGGAUAUACCGGUGAAUCAGAUGUCGUAACAACACACAAUCUGAUUGGUAUGAAGUGGACACACAGUAUGCGAAACUUUAUGAAAAAUCGACCGUGAUCCGAAAAAAAAAAUGCUGCAAUAUCGCAGGACGGGAAAACGUCGCUGAUGUGAACGCUUGUAUUGACAGGAUACGGGUUCGGAAAAAAAAAUUGACGAAAUAAUCGCAUGGAAAAAAACGGUCCCGGUGUAAAAGGACCUUUAUUCAAGCAUGUAGAGGACAAGAUGAACAAAGACCACUUAGUCCACAGGGGCCGCCAAAGAUGACGUCAACAAAAAGUUCCUCACAGGAGCUUUAAAAAUGAAUGUUAUGACUUUUUUAAUCCACUAAACACAGCUGGGUGUGUGAAUUAGUAUCUGCGUUGUUCCUUUUAAUGUCAGCUUUGUUCCAGUGUUUCACCUGCCUGACCUGCCCUUUCCUUUGUUCCAUCUUCACCCUCCUCACUGUCCCUUCACUCCAGGUUUCAAGUUACUGUUGGAGGUGUUCAGUGUGUUUCAUGGUCCUCAGGAGGAAUGUGUGAAGGCCCUCAAGAAUGGUCACCUGUUGGGGAUUUCUCCAGGAGGAGUGCGGGAGGCUCUCUUCAGCGAUGAGACCUAUCCUCUUCUCUGGGGCAAACGGAAAGGCUUUGCCCAGGUUGCCAUUGACUCCCAAGUGGUGCGUUAUUAUUGUUGAUCUCCACUGUGACUGCCUCAGUGUUUUUUGUUUUGUUUGUUUUCGUUAACGAGUUAGUCUUGAAUGCAUACUUAACGUUUACACUGUAAUCGUUAUUUGAUAAGAUAUUACACUCCAAUGUAAAAAAGUACACUUAAAAAUAUAGUGAAGUUACACUCUUGGCCAAUGUUUCCCAUCUUGUGCUUCAGUUCUUUACAAAAUAAAAUUUUAUUGUUUGUAUGACUUACCACAGAAAUGGUAUAUUCAACAUCUUUUUACAUUUUAAAUAUGCCAUAUUUGUUUUGAUGUUGCUUCUUAACCUGAAGAACACCUUUAAAAGCAGGUCAUGUUUAUGAAUUCUGUAUCAAUAUAAUAGCAUAAAAUUAAUAACUUCAUUAAAAUAGCAUGAAAAAAAAAAGAUUAAAGAAGAAAAAAUGUGAGUAUGAACAACUCAGUUUGACUCACUUGUGCCAGUACACGAUCCCUGCCAGUGCAGAGAAUACCCUGACUUCUUUAUUACUGGUCCACUAUCACUGCCCCUGUUACAAAAGGUAAGAGCUGUCAGCUGAUUCAAGAUCAGCUGAUGCACUGUGAAAUGAGCUUGCCUUGGUGGCCUGCCUGAACUAACUCUUCUCUCAGACACUUAAUGCUGAGCUAUCAAUUUACUGUUGAUCUUCCAGCUUCCGAAAGAACUCAGACCAGCUAAAUCAAGACUCCUUCAAAAUUAGACAUGGUUUGAAGUUCUCUGGUGUGUGCCUCAGUUAUUGGUAUGUUAAAUGAUAUAAUGUGCUUUCUAGUAAUCACUUAUAAUUGAAGCCUCCCUAACUCUCUCUCUCUCUUUCUUUCUCUCUCUUAUUCUGUCCUUUUUUCAGCCAGUAAUUCCAAUGUUUACUCAGAAUGUGCGUGAAGGCUUCAGAUCUCUGGGGACACUCAGUAAGUGUUGGAAAGAGUUGGGGACACACAUGACACAACUGUACACAAAGAGGGCUGCACUGUGUCUUCAAUACCUGCUGUUUUGUGUUGUUGUUUGUGAAUGUAGCGACACAUUGGGAAUGUCUUUCCUAAACUAAUAAGCAUCACUGGUUUUUAGUACUUCUUUGACAGUGAAUGAGUACAAAUACCUGUCUGUUCAUCAUGAACAGACAGGAUGAAGGAAAAGUGAUGAAGGAAAAGUUCUGUACUCUGAUGUCUUUAAUAUUGUCAUGGCGGUGUUCGUGCUACGUGUAACAGAACAAGACGCAGAAAGUUGUUUGACUAAACAAAACAGCAAAAUGAAUCUUGAGGUUGUGUGCUGAGUGUAAACUGAAUUGAAGUGAUUCAAUGAUUGCGGUGUCAUAGUCACAUAGAAACCCAAAAUCAACCACAUUUGUUGUAAAGAUCUGAAGUCUGUUUAAAGGCUUUUUGCUUGUCUAAUUCUAUAGUAAACUCUGCUGUAUCAUUAUACUCCGUAUAUACAAAAUAAACAUAUUAGAGUAGAGCCCAAAAACUAAAAGAGUUGAAACACUGUUAAAAAAUGUUGAUAAAAACUAGGGCCCGACCAAUUUAUCGGCGAGCCCAUUAAAUCGGCCAAUUUUAGCCUGGUCGGUCUUCCUGUCGGCGUGAAGAGCAGUAGCCUGUAGAUAUCUGCAGUAUAUGUAUAUAGAUGUAUGUAUAUGUGUAUAUAUAUUUUAUAACUUCACAAAAAUUUUAAAAAAUCAGACGAUUAAUCGGUAAUCUGAUCCCCCCCCCCCCCCCCCAAUAAUCGGUAUCGACAUCGGCCCCAAAAAAUCCAUAUCGGUUGGGCCCUAAUAAAAACUGACUUUGAUUGUCAGAAAACCUGGAUUUGAUUUUGGAAAAGUGCAAAUACAACAUGUCUCAUGUCGAAAAUUUGAAAAAAAUUUAAUUUCAUCUUAAGUCUGGUGGCAGCUGUGACAUUUCAAAAAGUUGGGACAGGAGAACUAGAGUGGAGCGCCCUGGUACAACUUCACCAACUUUUAAAGUGCAUGGAGAAAGAAAAAUGGUCUUAAAGGGUCAAUACUCCAGCAGCUCAUGAAGACCGACACGUUUCAGCUUGUAGCUGAUCAUGGAUCGUGGCCCUGAUGAAGGCUACAAGCCAAAAUGCAUUAGUCUGUCACUAAAGUUCUUAAAAUUUGCAUAUUUAUUCAUAGAAUAAAAGAUUUUAGUUCAACAUUUUAUAUAUUGUCUUCGCACUUUUUAAAUUACAUAUGGAGGUCAAAUGAUCUAUAAACCAAUAAAGACAUGUUUUUCGGUGUUUACCACAGCAUCUCUUCUCUUGUGGAAUUAAGGUUUUAUUAAAACUUGUGAUGCUACAAUUAAAAAUGUUAAUGUUCGUGUUAAGGGCAGCUGUGCAUUUUCUGCAGGGCUGCUCUUUUAACAGCUCAGGGAUCUUUCUCCCUGCUGGCUGUUAGAUAGAAUAUAUGCUCUGAAAAAUAAACCCAUACAGUCUGCUGGGCUGACCCGACACAUGGUAAUAGAAAUCUGCUGCUUACCUUGGUAUUUGUCCUUACCCAAAUCCCCUCUUAUAUCUCUCCAUGUCUCCUUUUUUUAAACCAGGAUUUUAUCGCUGGGUGUAUGAGAGAUUUCGUCUACCCAUAGCUCCUGUUUAUGGAGGGUUUCCUGUGAAAUUUCGUACCUUCCUUGGUGACCCCAUCCCGUAUGACCCCAACAUAAACGCUGCAGAGCUGGCAGAGAAAGUAAGUGUGCUUAAGUUAUUAUGAGAGUGUACCUAUUCUUCCCUGUCUGUUACGCUAAUCCUUUGCCGCUGUUAGCACAACAAAUGUCCCAACUGUGAAAUAAAUAAAUGUUUAUCUUGUCUCUUUUCUUAAAAAGAUAUUCCGGCGUAAGUUUAAGCCAUGGUCAAACACACCGUAACACUGAGUAAUGCUUCUCCAGUUAUACCAACUUUAGUAACGACCGCACAAUAGCACUACACAGCGUUCUACGUCUCCACGCACAAACCUCAACCAAAAAGCCACUCUAUAGUUACAAAUAAUGCUCAGAACAGCACCUAACUUCAUCAACAGUACAUAUAGGUUCCCAGACGUAGUACCAGCCAUCAAACAUCUUUUGAGCUUUGCCUGAUUUCUUUAGCAAAGAGACCAAACACAACUCACCCACUCUCUUCCAGCAGUUGCUUGUUUGUGGGGGAGCCCUGAUGACUCGAUCACGAGUGCAGGGGAGGUCCGCAGCUCAAGGAAGAAAGUUUAUGAUUAUUACAAUAGAUGCAAUCAGAGUUCUUGUGUAUCUUGUAUGUGCACUACAGACGUGGUUGUUCUUCAGCCUUACUGUCUCAAUCGGCGUGUUCACAUCUAUGUUCAAUACAAGAAGCCACCAGUUUACUAUAGUCUUGCCACAUCUAAGCUGCAAUCUGUGAAAUGAAUCCGAGUUCUACUUCUUUUGCAUCUUUCCGCAACCUGGAUAAUCACAUACAUUGACCAUUGUGUCCUCCUUUGCCUCAGGUAUUUGGUCGUGACUGAUUUCUCUUCACCUUCGUGCUGUCUCGUCACUUCUCAUGAGAUAAACAAUCGCGUUUCACUUCAAUUAAAAUCUUGCAUUCGUUUACGUGAUUUUUCCCCUGCAAAUACGUAAAAUUAAAAAUGCUCAUCUGCGCUCAUUUCCCGGCCAGCUAUGAGCUAUGACAAGUGACAAAGGAGGAAGAAGAAGUCAUUGUUUGUGUUGUGGAACUGUUACCUCCACCUGCCUCAGAAGUUGUUAACUCUGAGUCAUCUUUGUGGAUCACCACGCUCUCUGAUGAAGUUUGAAUGGUAUCCCGCAGGAUGUUUGUGACCAGGAACUGUUUUCAAACACACCGGGCAUUCACCAGCAGGGCUGUUAAAUGUGUUAUUUUUUUCAAACUGCAGGUGCAGCAGGCACUCCAGUCUCUGAUAGAUCAGCACCAGCGGAUCCCAGGGAACAUCUUAAGAGCCUUGUUGGAAAGAUUUCACUCCAAGAACAAAGGCCAGUAACCUCAGCAGAACAACAACACAGACAAACUGUCCAGAGUGUGACCAAAACCACAUGAUGGUGAGAUGGCCUCAGUGUGCACAGGUCUGGUGGCCUGACAUGUUUGAAGUUUUUCACAACACCUGUAAGUGCAGCUGCUGAGGUUCUUAUGCAUGCUCAGUCUUUGUAUUGCAUCUUGCGGAAUUUUGUUAUAGAAUUAAUUUAAAUCUUUUUUUUUGUUUUGUUUUUAUUAUCUGCUCAUUACCAGAAUUGAUCUGUUUAAAAGGAUUGUUCAGUUUUUGGGGGGCAGUGGGGUUUUAUGAGGUACUUGUCAGGAGUAAGUGGAUUAGCUCCAGCGGAUGAUGGUCAGCUCCACUUUAGAAACACUGAACUGUCCCUUUAAAGCUAGAAUUCCUGAAUUUGAGUUAAUGGACUAGACAAAAAUCAUACCUCAAAAGUUUAAAUGAUGAAUAAUUUUUCUUCUUGUGCACAGUCUCUUAUUUCUUUUGUAUCAAAGUUACUGUCAGAGUUGAUUACAGUAUAGAUGUAGGACCCAAGCGCAGGCUGAUUGGUUGGUUUUACUUCUGGUUAAAAGGCACUGAUUUUUGUGGGUGCAAAGAAGUACACGUCAUUACUGAAGUUGAUAAACCAGCAUUUUAGAAAUAUUUACCAGGUGAGUGAGAAAGAAAUUCUGUGAUUUACUUUCCAGGUCUGACUGAACUCUUUUGGGAGAAAAUGUUUUAAGUGUGGGUGAGAUAUAAAAACUUCCAGACCAGUUUUUUGGAAGUAUUUGUGAAACCCACAAUUUUUCCAUGAAAUACAAAUUCAUCCAUACACCUAUACUUCAGAUUGAAUUUAGUAUUCAUAAAGAACCUGAUACAAUAGCAAUAUUUGUUAUGCGUAUGUGGAGUAAUACGAAUUCUCCUAGAAGAAAACUUCAAAAUCUUUCAGGACUGUUUAUUUUAGAGGACAAAAAAACCACAGGGACCUCUGCAGACUGAAAGGAGAAUUACAACAAUAAACACUCAGCCAGAAACAUGUUUUCAACUGCAAUCUUUUUCCAUAAUUUUUAACAACAGAACUGGAAAGUGAACCAGACAUAAUUACAUCCUCUCUUAAAUCAUCUUUCUCCUUUAAAUUUUUUACAAUUUCAAAAGAUAAUGAAAAGUCUUAAAACACAGGGGGAAAAAAAGGUCAGACUGAAACUAGAUCACGGGAUUGUUUUUCUCACUUCUGUCUCCAGGCUUCAGAUGUUUGAAUGUCACCUCAUCUUUACACCCUUUUACCUUCACUUGAAUCCCCAGAAAUUAGGUCCAAUGUGUUUGGGGGAAUUUUCUGUGCCAUCAGUAAUUCUAAAAAAUAUUUCUAAGAUCAAGUAAUAAAACAUGUUCUUUUCACCAUGUGUUUGUGGAUACAAAGUCAUGGAGACAAACUUUCUCUAAUUACCAUCAAAUUACUACAUCGUUUUUUUUGUUUUUUUUUUUAGAUAUGUAAAAACAUAACCCCAUAAAAUGAUUUUAGUUCACCUCAUAAAGUACAGUUAAAGGUGCUGACCAACUCAGCACUACACAAAGCUGUUUUGCAUGUAGGUCAUGGGGGUUUUGACCUUUUCAGACAAGCCCUUGGUAGAGAAACCCUCACAGUCAAAUGGAAAACUUUCAGGUCCUUUCACUAAACUUUAGGGAUGCACCAGUGUUGUUUUCGUCAGGCAGGACGAAAACUUGAAUGACGACGUCAGACCCCUUUUUUCCUUGACGAAAAUGAGACUAAGACGAACGUCACCAAAGCUCUGUAAAGACUAAAAUGUGACGAAAGUUGUUUUCAUUUUCGUCAGACGAGAACGAGACGAGACUAAAUUGUUAUUAGGUGGACGAACAAAGUUUCAAAACACGCUUUUUUUUGUCCGAACAGUCACGCCCCCAUCACACACGCACCAAAAGCCUCGCUCGCGCACAGCUGCGCGCACACACUCAUACACAUACACAGAGCGGUAGGUGGACGAGGCGCGCACACACACACACACACACACCGUGGCGGCAGGCACAGCAGCGGUGCCCGGUGGCCGAAAAAAAAGGGAUGCUUUAUGGUCCUACUUCAGAUACAGUCCAAGUGACAAUAAAACACAAUGUCUUGUACGGGGAGACGAGACAGGCGACAGUUGUGGAGCCACAGCUUCCUCAUGCUGCGGCUUCAAACUGUCGGGAAAGAACACCACGAACCUCAAAAGGCACCUUUUCGUCGACUAAAACUAGACUAAAACCUUUUGAGCUUUCGUCGGACUAAAACUAGACGAACACUAUCAAGGAUAGAAAUGACUAAAAUGGGACUAAAACGAGGAAGCAUUUCGUCAAAAUGACUAAGACUAAAACUAAAUCUAAAAUGCCUGCCAAAAACAACACUGGGAUGCACCAGUGUAUCAGCUGAACAUCGGUGUCAGCAGAUACAAGCCCUGUUAACAGACAUCAGCACAUAGACAGAUAAUGUGUCAGUAGCUGAUGUUUGUUAGUGUCCUGUAGCAUCCUACCUGUAUCUUUAUCCCAUGGAUGUAAAAUUAGAUACCUAUCGCAUUGUACUGCCUGUACAGAGAGAUUAUUAUUGAGCAGAAGAAGUCCAUGCUGGACAAGCUCCAGUGUGUGAUUAUGACAUGGAUGACGAGAUGAGUAACAGUUUGUAGAAGGUUUCCAGAGACAUUUAAAGAUGGGAUGAGCAAUUCUAAAAAUACAUCAAAACUGGAAAAUCAGACACAGAAAAAUGAUGCAAGAAACAUUGGUACCUGCUCUGACAUUCACUAGCAGUGCAUCUCUACUAAGUUCAGCUGAGUUAGCUAGUCUACAGCUCUAGGACUUCAGACUCUUUAAAUUUUAGGGCUCUAUUUUUGUGGCCGCCGGCAAUGCGGCGGAGGGUGGUGGACCCCGUGCAGUGGUAUUUUCGUCUGGCGGAGCCCGGCGCACAGCCAGUUUGGUAUUUUCGUGGACUGAGGUCUGCCAAGAUGGGUGUGGUGGCGCAGUAGGGGGAGGUGUCGACAGAAUCAGCUGGUGCAGUGACAUUUUCGUACCUGCCGGCGGCGUAUAAAGUACGCUGAAAGCUUGCCAAUUCAAACCUGGACAGCUUUUAGUGCAGGCGGAGUGCAGCAUAUGAGACAGUGUGAAGGACGCCCUCUGCAGCGCUUACAGCAACACUUGUUGAGGGGCUGCCUUCUGUUGCCAUCAUGUGGCAUUGUUGUCUUCAGCCAUCUCUUGAUCUCUUUGACUACUUUACGAAAAUUGUAAAACGCCUCGCCGGUGGCGGAUUUAAAGGUGAGGAGAGGAGCUGAUAUGAUUGGCGAAAACAGGUCUUAGCUGUGGUAAACCCACUCCACACCUUCUCUCCUCCUUUUUUACUACUAACGCCCCUGAGAGGAGCUGAGUUAAGGAGGGGGGAUACUUACGCCGAGCUGUGUUGCUCACCAAAAUACCAAAAUGUGCUUGGACAUGCCUUAUCAGUGCGGCAGACCUGACUUACGCCGCACCGACGAAGCACGAAAAUAGAGCCCUUAGUGUUUCUGACAGUGACAGAGAAACUUCAACAUGUGAGUACAGAGGCCCCCUCUUGUCGGGGUUAGCCUGAAACAGCCAAGACCGUCAGUGACAUCAACUUGAGUGGACCUCUGAAGGUGUGCUGUAGUGCCUGACACCAAGACAUUAGGGUUAGACUGGUUGUCCAGCACACUUCACUAAUGUUUGAUUGGAUUGAGAUCAGAGAAAUGUCAAGACCUUGUCAGCAUCUCAAGGGUCCACCAUUUCGACCAUUUCCUCCAUAAGUGGAUAUUUUACUGCUGAUCUGUCCCAUUUGUUCCAUUGCAGGGGUUCAUCUGUAUUGUGUUACGGAGUCUUCAUCUUAAUUCUGAUGUGAACUCAUAACAUUUUGUAUCAGCUGGCUAUAGGUUACCUAACAUUGAUCCGGUGGCUUGGUGUAGUCAAGACUUUAACUUAUCCAUCAGAACAAACAUGUACAUGUGUAAAAAAAAAAAAAAAACUGUCAGAGUUGACCAAACACCUAAAAGAAAUCUGGCAGUCAUCAGAGGGCUUCUGAUCUUAGGGAGGAUGAAACUUGAAGGUGAGUCCCACAGCCUCAGAUACUCUAUCUGAAAAGAUGCUGCUGAAACAAAAAAGAGUUCAUCUUUUCUGAUUUGUUUACUAACUGAUUUAAAAGAAGUUGUAAGUAAUACCAAAGACUUCACAGUUUGUAGGGGCUGUGCUUUACAGUAAUCUGUAUAUGUAGUGCUAGUUCAGUGGUUACUACAAACAUGUAACAGAUGCAUUAUUUUACCUUUACACUUGUGUAAGUGAGUGUAAGAGCCUUCUCAAGCUGCAUUCAUGUGCUCCUCAGAGGGUCCCAGCGUCCAGGUUUCUUUUGACUUUAGUGGGUUGAUGUGUCCUUAGUUUGGAAAGUGUUGUUAAAGUUCAACUGACUGUUAAUCUAAUUUGAAAGCACACAGAUCCAAAAAUAUUGCUUUACUAACAUACUGUAUGCCUGACUUGUAAUAAUGGGUUACAUACCAGGGGCCGUAUUCCUAAAGAUUCUUGGUGCAAAGAGUUGCUCCUACUGGCCAAAUUCUAAGAAAAUUCUUAGAACCAUGAUGUUUUCUUAGAAUUUCCUCUAAAAUUGAAGAGUAGAUCCAAGUAAAGAUAAAAGCUAUUCCUCAAGAAUCCUAGCUCUUAAGAGCGCUCCUAAGGUGAGAUCUGUUAAGAGCAGGGAAGAGGACUUUGAAGCAGCUUAGGAGUUCCCUAAGCAGAGGACAAAAUGGCGGACAGAAGCGGCAGGAGAGAUAUUCUCCAAACACUGGCUGACAGUGAAGUAUUGAAAAGCUACAGAUUGGAACGUCCAGGAAUCAUGUUUGUGGUUGAUCUCAUUAGAGAUGCACUUACUUCUCCAACCCAACGCCACAAUGCGAUACCAUCCCAAAUGAAAGCCAACCAACACUGCUUAUUAUGGGACCGUCAGCAAUCACAGACAUUGAUGAAAGAUGAGCCAUUUUACCCUUGUUAAUACCAAAUUGAGUUGAAAUGUUGAAAGUGCAGAAAUUACCAGCAUGGCAAUUAAUAAGAAAAUAAAGAUAACUAUCACUAUGUGAAUACUGUGCAAGUGGGUUUAGGUUUUCAAACAUUUUGUCAGAUAAAUUUAAAGUAUAGUCUACUAUUCAUUUAACAGAUAUUUUCUUUUAUGUGAAAUAUUAUGAUUGAGUUCAUCGAUGUGAGGGUCCAUCCUUUGCCCAUUGUCACCAAAAGUAUAUUUUUUAUUUGGCUUUUGGGAUCAACCAAUCACAGCUUUUUUUUUUAAACAAUUUUUUUUAAAUUUCAAAUUGAUGUAACAACCUAAAAUGAAAAUUGUCUGCUUUUUUUUUUCUUUUAAAUGCAUAAUUUCCAACUCUCCCCAUCAAUCCCCAGGGACACAGAACAGAAAGAAAAAUAAAAAAUAAAUAAAUAAAUAAAAUAGAAUAAAUAAGUAUAUCUAUUUGCCAACAAAUAAAGAGCACAUAAUCCGACAUGCAUAUUACAAAGAAACAAAACAAGAAAAGUAGGCAAACAAACAGACAAAUAAAUACAAAAGGAAAAAGGCAGCAACAAUAACAUCCAUGAACUCUAUCCAAAUGUGCAUAUAUAUAGGUCACACAUGUGAACAUAUCCAUAUACAUGCUCAUACAAACGCAUACCUACUACACCACAAAUAGUCAACAGUCCCUCUUAAAGAAAUUCUCCAAUUCUGAAAACAAUGGAGUCCAAAAAUCUUGAAAGAUAUGAGCACUAUUGUGUUUUGCAGGGUUAAUUUUUCUAGUUGUAAAAACGCUGACAUCUGAUCUAUAAAGAGCUUGAAAGUUGGCAGGAAAUUAUCUUUCCAACGUAAAAGUAUACAUUUCUUCAUGAAAUAUGUGAUUAUAAUUAGUAUCCUGCAUUUCUUUUUCGGUCCAACUGAACUUCCAGUGUGUCAUUUAAAAGAUACAAGCUAGGUAUCAGAUCGAAUGCAAUUUUCAGAACUGAUUGUGUGAAGGAAUGAAUUGAGGAUACGGUCAUGUCCUCAGAUACAAUUAAAGGAAAGAUUAGUGAAUUUUAUAAUAUUACAUCACAAGGAGGUCUGUCAUCUUUUCAAACUUUAGAGAAGAUAUGGGGGAAGGAACUGGGGAUAAUUUUUGAGGAAAACGCUUGGAAAAACACGUGAAAAAAUACACUUUCCAUUUAUUAGUAAUAAAAUCAAAGAGGCUAAUUCAAAUUUAUUCACAAACUGUAUUUAACCCCAAUGAAAAUGCAUAAAAUCUCAAAGCAUAUUUCUUCAAAAUGCCCUAGAUGCAAGAGGGCCGGUGGUACAUUUGUGCAUAUGUUUUGGGAAUGUGAUCAACCACACCUCCUCACCAAGAUAGGAGUUUCUGUCCAUUCCUUGAUCAGAGUUCUCUGAGAAUGUUCUGGUAUUACUCCUAAGCAAAGACUCCUUGCUAGGAGUUUUUAGGUUGAGUCAGGAGCCCUCUGAGAGGAUUCACAGAAUCUUUAGGAAUAUGGGCACAGAUUAAACUUUAAAAAAAAUCACUUUUCUCAGGAGCCUCAGUCAACGACAAAGGGUACUAAGCUAUUGAAAGUUAUUUUUGAACAAAAAAGUUGAUACAUAUUGUGUGGAUUAAUUUAAGUGUUAGUUUCUCAACAGUAACUAAACAUUGUCUCCUGCCAUAUUGAUGAAAAAUAGAAAAUCAAGUAUGUCAGAAAGGCAUAAAAUUCUUGGAGCAUUUUUCACCUCAGUAACUGCUUUUUGGACGUGUCUAACACCACUUACACGCAGGGUAAGAUCUGGUGACUCCAGUGUGACCUACUUUCUGGUUUUCUAGUUUUCAGGAGCCAUUCUUCCAACAGCUGCCUUGCCAAAACUCUUUAGGAUAACUUUAAGCUACAUAUCUCUUUUAUUGGUUGGCAGGUAAAAAGAAUUAUAAGGUUCAUACAUACUGUAGGUCUUCUAAAGUCCCAUGUGUAGGAUGUACAGGUAUGUCUGCUAUCUUUCAACCUGGACUCUCUGGACUUUUACUGUUUUCUAAGAAAUAAUUCAUUCAUGAUAAGUCUUAAUGCUGUCAUACAAGCUUAAGUUUUAAAUCACCGGUCAGUAUAAUGAUAUGAUACCAUAAUUUUUAGGCCCAAUAAGGGAAUAAGUCCAACCUGCAGCCGUGGAGGUGCUGUGGCUGCCACCUGUGACUGCUGACAGUAAAGAAGAAGAACUGAUUUCAGGUUAUCAACUAAUGACAAGACAAAAAAUUAAAGCUGAGAUUGCUUUCUGUUUCUGAGCUACACAUAAAAAAUAGGAGAGCAAAGCCUGUCCAAAGCCUUCAUUUGGGAUAGAGAGAAAUUCCUGGAGUCAUUUUUUUCUGUCCUUUUUCAGGAGUCAAGCUCUUCUGAUAGAGUUUUUAUCCAGUUUUCUUCGAGUAUAACUCUGGUUUCUGAUUGUUUUUUGAUUCAGUUUUCUCUCAGAAAAUGAACCAAAUUGAUCUCCAAGUAUAAAAUUAACGGAGCGCCCCCUUUAACUUGGGUUUCUCAUAUCCUCCAAAGAAGCAAGUUAGCAUUAUUACCAACAUUAUUGAGAAGUAAUCAAACACAGCACAUCAGGCGUAGUUGAGGAUUUAAUAUUCUGAUCCUCAUGUGUUGAAUAGAAGACCAGCCCACAGACUGUCACUGUGUCAAAGCUUGCAGGACACCGCGUGACUGAAAUCAUCAACAGACCAAAACAGAGUCCUUGGCCCUGACACACAUUUUAAUGACUGCUUAUUAAACCCUCGGUGUCUGUUUGAAAACUCAGUAUCCUGUUACUGUAAUGUUCAUAUACUUUAUUAUUGGUGUUGUAAACUAAUCAUUCACCAUGUAUAAAUAGAGGUUUUGAAGUUCAGUCUGUUAGUAUCUGUGUUUUAAUCAGUAUGAGUAAGUAAUCAUUGUAAUUUAAUUCGUUUUGCACUCGUAGUCAUCAAAGUAUCACUGCCAACUCUGAUUUAUACAUUCACUUUUUCAAGAAUCCUUUAUAAGACCAACAAGUGUGUUUUUGAGUGAUGUCUAACUGGGUGCUGUACUGCUGUCCACUGGCUGCCUUUUCCAUAUUUAUGUUGUUGUUUUUCAGAUGAUUUACUGCAUAUUUUUUAACGGUGUUGAAUAUAAUAUAAAUGUUGCACUUUUAAAUAUUAAGAUUUACUUUGUCCUGUAAAUAAAUCUAUUUUGAUAAAAAUGUUUUAUGAGGAUCAUUUUCCUGUGUUGUCUCUGUUGCUUGUACUGGGAUAUGAUGUGCCAGGAUAAUAGUAAUAAAAAAAAAAAAAUAAUAAUAAUAAUAAUAAUAAUAAUCAAAUUUGAUAAUUAAAUGAUAAUAAUAAUAAUAAUUAUAGUAAAAUCCUAACAAUAAUUAAAUUAUGAACUCAUCAAAUUCUAAUCACCUAAUUGUACUAAAUAAGUGGUUGUCAAGUGGCUAUUUUAGAUUCCUAUACACCUGUUUAAAAAUGCAAGGGAUUUUGGAGCUUGGUUGAGCUAGUAGGACAGCUCGCAGCGGGCGGAAAUUUCCAUUAUUUAUAAAUCCAAAACGUGAUGGCUCCAACUGUGAUUAGUUUUUUUUGCUUUUGCACUGAAGUUGUGACUCUUGCAAAUGUUUUCAACCCUAAAAAAAAUAUGGAGAAAAUAUGGCACAACAGUGACAUUACCAAGAACAGGACGUUCAUCCAAAACUGAUGAUAAGACAAGAAAACUGGUCAGGGAGGCUACCAAUUUCUGGCAAGUACUGGCUGUGUAGAACAUGUGACAACAAUCUCCUGCUGUCUUCAUAUGUCUGGGCUGUGGGGUAGGGUGGUAAGACGGAAGCCUUAUCUUACAAAGAAAAACAUCAAAGCCCGGCUUAAUUUUACAAAAAGACAUCUGAAAUCUCCCAAACGCAUGUGGGAAAAUGUGUUAUGGUCUGAUGAAACCAAAGUUGAACUUUUUGGGCAUCAUUGCAAAAGGUAUAUUUGGUGCAAAAUCAACACUGCUCAUCACCAAAAGAACACCAUACCCACAGUGAAGCAUGGUGGUGGCAGCAUCAUGCUUUGGGGCUGUUUUUCUUCAGCUGGAACUGGUGCCUUAGUCAGGGUGGAGGGAAUUAUGAACAGUUCCAAAUACCAGUCACUGUUGGCACAAAACCUUCGGCCUUCUGUUAGAAAGCUGAAGAUGAAGGGGAACUUCAUCUUUCAGCACGACAAUGACCCAAAGCACACAUCUAAAUCAACAAAAGAACGGCUUCACCGGAAUAAGAUUGAGACUUUGGAAUUACCCAACAAGAGUCCAGACCUGAAUCCCAUCGAACAUUUGUGGGGUGAUCUGAAGAGGGCUGUGCACAGAAGAUGCCCUCGCAAUCUGUCAGAUUUGGAGCGGUUUUGCAAAGAAGAGUGGGCAAAUAUUUCCACAUCAAGAUGUGCCACACUGAUAGACUCCUACCUAAAAAGACUGAGUGCUGUAAUAAAAGCCAAAGGUGCUGCAACAAAGUAUUAGUUUAAGGGUGUGUAUAUUUAUCUUGCUGUCAGUUUCUUACAUCACGAAAACCUGGCAGUUGAACAGGGGUGUUUAGACUUUUUAUAUCCACUGUAUAUGUAUGUAUGUAGAGAGAGAGAGACAAAGAGAUUUUUGCUGCUUCUAAAGCAGCGGUCCUAAGAGAAUUCUAAACCUUUCCUGGUCUGUGAGUUGGGUGAAGUUGGCUUGUGUGUGUGAGUUUAGUGUAUGUGUGUGUCCUGAUGUGUGUGUAUGUGUCACAGUAUAACAGGAAGUGCUGCUCUGUCUCAAGCUGUGUGUUCGGACAGAGCUAACACAACCUCACCUCUCUGGGCAGCCAGGUCUGCCUGUGGCGGCCACUCUCUAUGGCCAGGCUGUGGUAUAUCUAUAGCGGGGGUGAAAAUCUCACAAAGGAUGCAGGGCUAUUAUGUCUAUGGGCAGGAGGACCAGACCAAGAUGGCGGUCGUAUUGCACCUGCCCCAGCAGUCGAUAAGGCGUCUACUCUUUAUUUUGUCUAUGCGCACCUCCCUCUUCUUCACUUCUAUUGUGGUAAUGUCAGGAGUACAGCUGUGUACUCCUGCCCCCUGGUGGCUGUACACAUUCACUCCUCCACAUAAGUAGCUCAGAGUAAGGCUUUGUUAAAUUUGGUGGUGCUGUGGCGUGCAGAUGGCCGAGCGGGUUGGUGCGCUCCAUGUAUUGGGGACCACAGUCCCCGAAGCAGUCACAGGUUCGAGUCCGGCCCCGAUCAUGUGCUGCAUGUCCUCCCCACUCUCUCUCCCUAUCUGCCCACAUUUCACCCUGUCCUAUCAUUAAAAGACAAAAAUCACCCACCCAACAUAGAGAAAUAAAUUGAUGGUGCUUUUUCCCCCAGACUGUUGCUAAAACCUGAUGGGACUGAGAAAAACAAAAAUGAAGAAACUUCAGGCCAGAAAAAUGACCACAGUGAACUUUAUUAAAUGAAUUUUGGUAGUUUGUGUUGCAUUAGAUUCAAAUAAAAAUUUACAAAAAUCCCAUAUAUACAAAAAAGUCAUUUUAAUCACGUUUAUCACAUUUGAUUUUUCUUUUUACAAUAAAAUGUACUUUCUCCCCAUUAAACGCAUUUUAGCACUUCAGACUUUCAUCACACAAUGCAACUCACUGAGAGAACCAAGAUUUUUUUCUUUAACAUAUGUAUCUUUUUUGAAAUACACCACAUACACCACAUUUAUCGUUUUUUUCCUCUGUAAUAUAUUGUCAUAGUUACAGCCAUCAGUGUGGCAUUAAACCUCUAAAGACACCCUUCACAGUCAAAACUCAUGAUAGAGGAAUGUUCUUUUUUAAAGUGUACACUUUGCAUACAUUUAUUUACAGAUAAGCUUGAUCAGUUCACUAUCUGUGGUACUUCAGGUUCAACCAACUCUCUAAACAGACAUCUGUACAGAAGGAUUUUACAAGUGCCCCUGGGCUCCUGUCCCCCUUCGCCUGCUUGUUACUGUGCUUGUACUAAGGCUGAAUGACUUCCUCGGGAACUGUUGCUGUGGUGUGGAUCCCAUCUAAUACAGUCUGUUUUCUCGGCUGGACAGCGCCCGCUAACCGUGUAAGGUUGACUUUGCUGUUGUGAUUGGCUGGUAUGUGUCCUGACCUCAGCAGAGAUCUGAUCAGCUGGUGAAAAAAACAGACUGCCUGACACUCUCAGAGCCACAGGGAUGUGCAGGCUGUGGUGACUUUGUGGAAACAUCACUGACAGGUCCUCAUACCAGUCUAACAAACACAACAAAUCCAUACGCUUUGAUUAGAAUGAUUAAUAUAACCAUUUGACAUUUCUUAAAAACCUAUUUGUAGUGGUUGAGAAGAUUUGGUGAGGUUUUGGCUGCAGACGUGGUCAGAUAAUGAGGACGUGUGAUGCUUCUCGGUCAGCCUCCAUAGAGGGUUUUUCUUCUGGUUCUCUCUGUCUCAACUGGGGCUCAUGGGAAAUCUGUCUGAUGGUGGCCUUAAAGGUCAACUGCAAAUUAUGAUCAACCAUUCAGUAGACGCUAACAUUUUUCAAUGCAUACCAACUUUCACAAAAUGCAAAAAAAAUUCAUUAAAAAUUCACAAAAGGUAAAAAUAUAUUUAAACUCAAAAAUAUUUCACCAACAAUAAUAUUUCAUGAAAAUCCAAAGUUCAGAAAAUGCUAAAAAUAUUUCAUAGAAAUAAAUAAAAUAUACACAAAAUGCCAGAAUCUGUCAUGAAAAUUCCAAAAUCACAAAUAUUUGAGUGAAAUAAAAAACAUUUAAGAAAUCUGAAAUAUAUGAAAAAAGAAAAGACCAAAGUUGCAUUAAACAUAAAUAAUUUAUUAAACUGAGAAAGUGUUAAGUAUGAGUUUUUUUUAUCAUUAUUAUUUUAUGUUUCAUGAUUCAUCAAAGAAUUCAAAUGAGGAAACUUGAAACCAGUGUCAGUGUGCGCUUGUCACAAGUUUGUGUUGUUGACCUUCAGGGCCACUGUGUCGCCCAGGUAGCCUUUUAUUAACCCCUCUGGAUGCUGUCCUUGUCAAAACAACAUGUGAAUUUGAUUUAGCAGGGAUAAAAUUCCACAUCAAACAAAAAGGCUGAAUCCCUUCACAGUUCUUCAGGUAUGUCUGGAUCUAAGGCCUUUUCUGACCUGCACAAAACACAAGUAUUCAGAGCCUCCACCAUAAUUGGUAACUUUUCAGUGGAUUUUAAUUUCACAUCAUUGUACUUCCCAAAAAGUCAAGUGGUUUGGACAAAACCAAACUGUGCUAGUUCACAUAGUUUGUGCAGCUUAUGUCUUAUACUAUGAUCCUCUUCUUGACAGUUCACUGUGUUGGUGGCUCACUGAUGAUAUCACACAAUGAGGAAGAGUGUUGACAGACUCAGGCAGUGAGAGUGAAAAUUUUUUGUUAUGGUUACUGAGGAAAAUGACCAAAAAUCGGGGGGCACUGUGAUCCUGGACAUGCCUUACACCACCAAAUUAUGUCAGGCUCAAACUGCAAGCAGUCAAGCUCAAAGCUUUCCAUCAGUCCUGGUAGAGACACAGUACCUGACGUUGACGCUGACACUCUGUACUACACUUAAAUCUCACACACACACAAGCAAACGCCAAGCUUCACUUCCUUGUAACCUUAAACAAUAUCCCGGGUUCUAAGAUAAGAAGAUAAGAUAGGAUAAGAAGAACUUUAUUAAUCCCAGAGGGGAAAUUCAGUGAGUUAUGAGCCUGAAAUAAAGACAUAAGUAAAAAUAUAUUCUCUUUAAGGCAAACAAAAGCAGAAAAGAAAGAAAGCAGCUUUAGAGUAAAAGUAAGGAGGGAGUCAGAUUAAAUUUUAUAUCCUAUUUUUGAUACAUUUCCUGAAUUUGGCACCAUAUGCAUCAGUAACUUAAUAUCUCACCAAAGGGUGGUUGUAAUCGUACAAAACUCUGUAUGAUGGUUUGAAUUAAUUCCCUAUUUAAGACCUAGGUUUCAUGAAAAUGAAGCAAAACGAAAAUGAAAAAAACCUAUUAAAUCAGGUUAUUCUGUGUCAGUAUGAUUGACUGUUUGCUCCAAAGCGCAACAUUCAGUAUGUUUACAUGCAGGGUAAAGUUGAGCUACAAUUAAAGCUUGAUUAGGUGAUUUUACAGGACUCCUGUCUUUGUCCCAGUUUACAUGUACCGAGCAGGAAUCAAAUAACUGGCAGAAGCAUAUCCACUUCUGCUAUAGUAGGUGGAGACAGAGCAAACAGGAAGCCAUAGUUACAGCUCUGUGCUGUUUGUUAGGAAAGUUUAGCCUUUUUCACGUCCUUUCUUCAUCUGUCGAGGUUCCUGGCUUCCUCUGCAAAACAUCCAUUGCUGUUAAACCUCCAGCUAAAAGCUCGGAGCGUGAACAUGCUCAGAACGCUUAGGCUACUUUGAGUUUGAUUGAAGAGUAUAAAUGAAAGAGAAAAUCAUUCUACAACCACAUUAUUCAGGUUUGUUAGUGAAACUAGGAGAAGUUUGUUUUCAGUGUGAUUUCAGUCAGACUAACAUGUUCACAUGAUUUUUAAAAGUCCAGUUUCAGACAGACUAAGGCAGUAAAUUGUUUUUUAUAAGUGCAUUUAAACAUACUGAAUGACAUUUUUUAUUCAGGAAAUGACUGUUUUCUUGUUGGGCUUGUUGUUGUAGUUGGAAAUCAUGCUAAUAUCAAAGAAGGAUGAUGUGGUGCUGAGAGGCUCAAGAGUGAUUUUUCUGUGAAACAACUGAGGUAGUUUAAUUUUCUGUAUAUAUCAGUCUAUAGACCAUAUCAGUAUUUAUGAGAUAGCGAUUAUUAAACUAAGGCUACACCGGAUUUUGAAGAUACUGCAAAUAAACAUAUGUAAAAUGCUUCGACUUCCCUUUGAAUGAACAUAAUGCUGCAUUUACACAGAUUUAGCUACAAGACAUUAUGUGCUUUUCAACCUUUUUUAUUCUUUCAGACCACUACUGCUCAUCUAUCAGGAUUCCUCUCAUUUCAGCCACUGGCUGACCAAAGCACCAGGGGACUUGUCGUCUUAUUGUUUGAAAAAGGUGUGAUGCCGAGGGUGCAUUUGUGCCAUUUUUACAACAGUACUGCUUGAAGAUAAACCUACCAGUGGCCUUAAUUGUUAUAGAGAGGUAAGAUAGAACUCAGUGUGGACCUCAGCUCAGCUGUUUGCAGUGUGGAAAAGUGCCAGUCUUCAGGAGUGUCUGAAUGAGUCCUUCUUUAGACAUUGUGCUGAAUACGAAGCCUCUGUGCUCCUCAAGCACUCUUAAUAAAAGAAAUCUGUCUCAUUUUCGCUGUAGUCCAACAAUGUAGAUAAAUCUGGCUAAGAUAGGAAGAGCUCAUUGUGGCUAGGGUUGGUCUGGUUGUGCUUCAUACAGAGUUGACAACUCCCUGCUAUGGCCUUUCUUAUGUGCUCUUUCCUCCACUUAUCAUCAAUCAAGAGAUCACGUUACAACACAACAGGUGCAGGACACCAGGAGCUUUUUGUGUUUAAACAUUUAGGUCUUUAAAGGAAAAGGAAGUCACACCUUUAUUAUGUAUCAUUUCCAUAAAAUGUGUUAAAGCAUAGCUUAGCCGUGAUAAACAAUAGAAAAAGUUCAUUUUAUAAAUGAUCAGAAAUCAUCCUCAGCCUCCGAAAAGGGAUCUAUGAGGGAGGGCACUUCACGAAAGAAGACAGUUUCUAUACUACUGUUACUUGUGGCUGUGCGUCCUCACAACAUCUCAGCAAUAAUGAGCAGUUAAGAACAUGAGAGGAGGAUAGAGCAGCUUUACGACAUGCAUGUAACACACUGUGCUCCUACACACUCACACUGGAUUUUCCUGACCACAGCUCAGCCUACCUUCAGCUGAAUUUUGACUCUGGGCCUCCACUAAAUAGUGCAGGUAGACUAACUUAAAAAAUUCAGCCAUUCAUGUUCACACAUUUGCAGCUUUCUCUUGAAAUUGAUGGAUUAUUCCAGGAGUUUAGAGCAUGUGUGAAUACAGCAAUAGACAAAUUGAACUCAAGGAGUUAAUGCAUUUCAUUCCCAUUCAUGAUCUCUUUAUCAUGUGAGCCUCACUCCUACAAUUCCUGUCUCACCAUUUUCUGCCACAAUCUCUAACCGAGCCACCAGCGCUAACACCUGGUCACCACUUGGACAGGCGCUGUGCUCCUCUCAGAGCACCAUCACUCCCCCUCCGACAGGACUAAUGCUGUGUUCCAGUUGUACCCAGAAGUCGGGAUUUCCGAGCGCCAAGUCAAAAAUUAAUCUGGAAUGCCCCCCUGGAGUGAGAUUUCCGACUCGGAAAAUCGGACGAUUCUCACCAACCCUGACUUGACGACAACAUCAUAAUCCAAGAUGGCAGCGUAAUGCAUCAUGUUUUAUUUAUUACCACUUCUGUUUUGUUUUUGUGAAAUUAAAUAAGUGUUAUAUGUUGUACUGGCCAACGUCUAACCGUGAACAUGGUGCUAUGUUGUUUGUAGAGUAAAUACUGUCUUGUGUGUUGUUAACAGCUGGUAUAGCUAACAACAACUAACAACAGCUGACAACGACUGACAACAGCUAACUGUAGGCGUCCAUCUUGGUUUUCCGACUUGUUAACUGGAGCGUCGUUGACCUGGGUGUAACGCCAUUCCCAGCUCCGACAUCCAACUUUUGAGGGUAACUGGAACGUAGCAUAACUCGCUUCAAUGUUUCUCUCACAGCCUUCUGAUCUCACCUGGACUUUCCCUGCUUCAUUUCAGAGGACCUUUUUCUUCUUGUGAUUACUGUCAUUACAGACUGCUAUCAUUUACCAUCCAGGUCUUCAUCAUCAGAAUUAAACCCUUCAUAAAACCCCACUCAGGUCCAGUAUGUCCCUGUAACACAUCUACAUGUUUUAAGGACUCCAUGUGUCUAAACCACAGCUUUUGCCAAAGUAUCUUCCUUUGCAGCCUGUCACCAAAACUCUCAGCAGAGCCUAUUUGACUCAUCACAGAGACGAUUUACGAAAACAAACGUCUCCUCUGGCAUUGGACAGUUUUUGUGCUAUCAUAUAGAUAUAAAUGUCACCCUCCAUCUACCCCUCUGGACAUAAAUAACUUUUCUUCUUCCCUUCUGUCUUCCAGCUGAAUCCACCUCAUCCCUUCAUCUCUGACCCGCCAUCCCCUAAUUCUUGUUCCCUCUACCUUCUCCCUUUCCCUCUCCGGUCUUUGUGCCUCCUUUCCACUGAAUCCUUCACCAGGACCUUCACCUGGUCCUCUGGAAAAAAUGCCCUUUGCAAAACAUUUUGGAUCAGACUCUCCUGGUGCAGCUAGGUCCCAGUAGAUGGUUUUGUUUUAUAACCAGUGCUUUAUUCAGAUUAUGGUAAACCAGACCAAGCUGCUGGGUGUUGAUCUGAUGGAGUAUCUUAGUCACUCCAGCUUUAUGAAUGUUAAGGAAACAGUGUUUGAUUUCCUGGAGUGACAGCUCUGUUGAUGAUUGGACUCAUAUUAUAACAGAUUAACCCAAUACUGCUGCCUUCAAGGCCAUCACAUAUGAACCCAACAACGUGUAUCCUUGACACCAUUCCCAAUAAAAUUUCUCAAAGUAUUAGAUACAGUUAGGCCCAGUAUUUUAUCAAUUACAAAUAGCUCACUUUUAACAUUUUCUCUCUGCUUUCAAACAUGCUGUGGUCCAAUCUCUAGAAACCUAAUCUUAUCCCCUCUGUUUUUAGUAAUUUUAGGCCAAUUUCUAAUCUACCGUUCUUAUCCAAAGUUUUAGAGAAAGUAGUUUUAACACAGAUUUUAGAUUUAAUGACAACAUCUUUUGAAGAAAUUUCUGUCAGGUUUUAGAGCUUUGCAAAGUACUAGUACAGCCCUCCUCCAGGUAACAGUUGACUGUUUUUAGCUGCUGACAGGAAAUAUAAGUGCAGCAUUUGACACUGCGGGUCAUGCCAUCUUAAUGUAACGUCUCAAGACUUGGGUUGGUGUCAAGGGUACUGCACUUAAUUGGCUUUGUUUUUAUCUUUUAGACAGAACCUUCACCUUAGGCAACCACUCCUCCGUCACCAGUUGUAAUACCCAUGGUGUACCGCAGGGUUCUGUUUUAGGCCCACUUCAAUUCUCUAUUUACAUGCUUCCAGUUGUUAGUUAUUCAGGGCCAUAAUCUGUCUUUCCACUGCUCCACAGAUAAACCCACUGCUGAGACCUGGUGAUCCAAUAUGACCCAAAACAGUCCAGUCAUGUUUCAUUCAGAUCACGUCCAUCUCUAAAAUCAAAUCUGUUUUUCUCCCUGCUGAUUUAGAAAAGUUCAUCCUUGCAUUCAUCUUCUCCAGGUUAGAUUACUGUAACUCCCUCCUCUCCAGUAUUUCUCACAAAUCCCUCUCCUGCCUCCAACACAGUAAUAAGCUGGUAAACUUUUGUGUCCCUUUUGGUAAGGUAACACACAAGGAUUAGUGUCCUCAUGAAGACAGUUAAUAAAAGUUAGUGAGAUUAUUAAAGACUCCUUUUUACAGCACUUGCAUGGCUUCAGUCAAGCAGACACCCUACCACAGACCACUCUCCUCAAAUAAGUAUAUGGGCACUAUUUUCGUGCCUUGCCGGCAGCAUGGUGCAGGCGUGGCAUAAGUCAGGUCCGCAAUGCCGAUGAGGCAAGGCCCAAGCACACUUCAGUAUUUUGGUGAGCGGUGCAGCCCCCCCCCCCCCCCGCCUACUUAGCUCCACCCAGCGGUGCAAGUAGGAAAGGGGGAGGGGAGAAGAAGUGGAGCGGGUUUAACACAGCCAAGUCCUGUUUUCACAGAACAAAUCAGCUCCUCUCCUCACCUUUAAAUCUGGCACUGGCAAGGCGUAUUGCAAAUUUCGUGAAGUAGUCUAAGAGAUGGCUGAAGACAGCAACACCACAAGAUGGUGACAGGACGCAGCCCCUCAAUAAGUGUUGCUCCAAGCGUUGUGGAGGGCGUCCUCCACACUCUCUUAAAUAAGCACAGAGGGAUUUGGUGUGUGUAACGUUGGACCCACUGGUAAGACAAACAUCCUUUUCCACAAAUAAAGACACUCACAUAAAGUUGCAUAUAGUUAAACCCCACAUGACAAAGAAGGGUUGUGCACACUUCACAAAAACAAAGUCCAAUAAUGGCAUUAAAAUCAGAACCACCUGUGCAUACACGAAGCAUCGCGCUCCGUGGCCUGGCUCUUUCUUUCACUUAUGUUGGCGUGUUAAAUGAAUGUGGCUUAUGCAACUGAAUAUUAUAAUAUUCUUAUGUAGGCCUAACUCCAGACUGAAUAUUCACAGAAUUUAAAGGAUGUAAGAGCAUUAGAUAUACAGGAAAUUAUGAAUAAAAGUCUCUUUUAUUGUUCUGUUCAAAUCUUUGAAGUAAAUAACUCAUCUGAUCACUAAAAUAAAUCAUCUGGUCAGCCUUGCAGCAGCAUCAGGAUGAAAAGUGAGGACAGGGAGAGAGAAAGAGGAGGAAGAGGAACAGAGGAAGGAAGUGGGGGAUAAAUUAAAUAUCUUGUUAAUUCCAUCAUGUGUGACUAUUUACUGGAUAUUCAAUUUAAUGCGGUUUCAGCUGUUUUAAUUCAGUCAGGUUGAGUGUCCAAAUGAUCAUCAGAUAAGAUAGCCUAUACAUCAGAAUAUAGAUAUAAGUCUAUGUGCUGACUCAGAUAGUUGCACUGAUUAUUGGUUGUUGUUAUUUAUUGCAUUGAAAUGUGCCUGACACUGUGGAAACCUGCCGUUGAGGCACUGGUGACGUGUGCACACUCCUGCGUCCGUCUACCAAAAUACCACCUGACCAGCUGCGCUCGACCUGCACUGAAAGCUGACCAGGUUUGAAUCGGCGAGCUUCCAGCGCACUUACUACGCUGCCGGCGGGCAUGAAAAUGUCACUGCACCAGCUAAUUCUGUCGACACCUCCCCCUAAUGCGCCACCACACCCAGCUUGGCACAUCUCAGUGCGCCUCAGUCCACCAAAAUACCUAACUGGCUGUGCACAGGUCUGCGCUGGACUAAAAUACCACUGCGUACGGUGCGCCACCCUGCGCUGCUCUGCUAACGGGCAUGAAAAUAGAGCCCUUUGUCAGGAUCUUUUUCUCUUUUUAGUCUAAAAAGGGGUUUACUGUUAGUUUCUGAAACAAAGGUACACUCCACAAGACAUGAUAUGAACAAUACAACCCCAAUUCCCUUUAAAAGACUGGGAGGCUGUGUAAAAUGCGGAUUAAAAACAAAAUUACAUGGUCUGGAAAUCCUUCAGAAUCCUAUAUCUAAUUGAUUAACGGAGCAAAGACAACUGAUCAAAUGUUGAAACUUAAAGAUAUCUGUUCCUUCAUGAUAAACAUACACUUGUUUUAAAUGUGAUGCCAGCAAAAGGCAUGUUCACAGAUGUUCACAGUAUAUUUUAUGUAAUCAUGAUUUAUUUUCUUCACACCAACCAGCAGUUACUGUAGUUAAGAUAAGACGAAAAGAAUCAGUUACAACUUUUUUGUCUGCUUUCGUUUGAGCCACCCGUGUGUAGGACUUCAUUUGAUACCCUGCUGUACUGUCUCUAAUCACAAAUGUUUGUGGUCAAAAGGUGAACUCUGAUCAGAAAUUUUAUGUAUUUUAUAACAGCCCUGAAUUAUACUUUGUUGUGGCACUGAUGUUGAUAACACUUGGUUAAAUCUUCUUGUUAAAGUCAACCGAAACCACCAGCACUCUGUGAACUUGUUAAGUAUUCUUUGGUGUGAUAAUAUUAAAACUGUGGAUUAGCUGGUGAAAAAAAGGAACAUUUUGCUCUGAAGGUGAAAGAACCCAAGCUGAACUUCACUAAACAAAUUUAUCAUAAAGGAUGGACACACACACACACACACACACACACACACACACACACA